UAUAUAUAAAUUAUUUCUCAAUGUAUAUAUAUAAAAGCAGCUGAAAGCAGGGCAAAGGCAAAGGCAAAGGUUCCAACUUUUUCAAAAGCUUAAAAUCCUAACCAAUGGGACCUCAAUUUCAUCAUCUUCGCCUCAAUCUUCUCUUCUCUUUGCUUCCUCUUUCCCUUUAGGGUUUUUCUCACUCUUCUGCACAAUUCCUACGAUGCCGUUUUAUCUUUUCUCUCUCUUUCUUGCCCUAAUCGAACUCUCCAGAAAGCCAUCUGAUUCAGUUUCUCCGGUGCGUUUUUAAUGAAUGUGUUUGUUGGUUAUUUUGGUAAAGAAUGAGGAGCCUGGUUCAGAAGGGUUGUAUUUAUUGAGUAAACCAAUGGAAACUGCAAGGUGUUGGUUCAACAAGUUGAAAUCAAAAGAUAAGUUAAGGCCUUCAAAGAAGAAAGAAGCUGCUGGUAAUGCAAAGGAGGGGUCAAAACCACCAACAAGUGAAGAGGCACCAUCGAAUGUCACCAAACAGCGGGUAGCAGCUGCAAAGCAGUAUAUUGAAAACCAUUACAAGAAGCAGAUGCAAAGCCUGCAGGAAAGAAAAGAGCGACGUGAUAUACUAGAAAAGAAGUUGGCUGAUGCUGAAGUCUCUGAAGAAGAACAAAACAACUUACUAAAGUAUUUGGAGAAAAAAGAGACAGAAUACAUGCGUCUUCAGAGGCAUAAGAUGGGUGCUGAUGAUUUUGAGCCAUUGACCAUGAUAGGCAAGGGUGCAUUUGGAGAGGUUAGAGUAUGUAGGGAGAAGACAACUGGUCAUGUUUAUGCUAUGAAGAAGCUUAAGAAGUCAGAGAUGCUUCGUAGAGGCCAGGUUGAACAUGUGAAAGCUGAGAGAAAUCUACUUGCAGAGGUUGACAGUAAUUGCAUUGUCAAACUAUAUUGCUCCUUCCAAGAUGAAGAGUAUCUAUAUCUGAUUAUGGAAUAUUUACCUGGGGGAGAUAUGAUGACUUUACUGAUGCGGAAGGAUACACUAACUGAAGAUGAGGCCAAGUUUUAUGUUGGAGAAACUGUCCUGGCAAUUGAAUCUAUCCACAAACAUAAUUAUAUUCAUAGAGACAUCAAGCCUGACAACUUGCUACUCGAUAGAAAUGGUCAUAUGAAAUUAUCAGAUUUUGGAUUAUGUAAACCGUUAGAUUGCAGUAAUCUCCAGGAAAAGGAUUUUUCUAUGGUAAACAAUCUCAGUGGGGCUCUUCAAAGUGAUGGACGACCUGCAGCACCAAAACGCACACAACAAGAGCAAUUGCAGCACUGGCAGAGGAACAGAAGGAUGCUUGCUUAUUCUACGGUUGGUACACCUGAUUAUAUUGCCCCAGAGGUUUUGCUGAAAAAGGGAUAUGGAAUGGAAUGUGAUUGGUGGUCUCUUGGUGCUAUCAUGUAUGAAAUGCUUGUUGGAUUUCCACCCUUUUAUUCUGAUGAGCCAAUGUCAACCUGUCGGAAGAUAGUAAAUUGGAGAACGCACUUAAAAUUUCCGGAAGAAGCAAAACUAUCCCCAGAAGCAAAAGACCUGAUCUGUAAACUUUUAUGUAAUGUUGAGCAGAGGCUUGGCACAAAAGGUGCCCAUGAAAUUAAGGCUCACCCAUGGUUUAAAGGUAUUGAAUGGGACAAGUUAUAUAAAAUGAAAGCCGCAUUUAUUCCUGAAGUCAAUGAUGAGUUGGAUACUCAAAAUUUUGAGAAGUUUGAAGAGACUGACAACCAAAUUCCAUCUGCAGCAAAAUCGGGUCCAUGGAGAAAGAUGCUUUCGUCCAAGGAUAUAAACUUUGUGGGUUACACAUACAAGAACUUUGAAAUUGUAAAUGAUAAUCAGUUACCUGGCAUUGCUGAAUUGAAGAAGAAGAGCUCAAAACCCAAGAGACCCUCCAUCAAAUCCCUUUUUGAGGACGAGUCAGAAGCUGCUGCCAGUCAACCAGCUCAAGGGAGCUUCUUAAACCUCUUGCCUCCGCAACUAGAAGCCCCAGAGAAUGAUUCGAGAAAAUGACCAGAUGGCCUCAGAUAUCCAAAGGUAAAAAUCUUAUUAUUCUCAUACAUUUCAAAUUUUCUGUGAAAAGUUUUAGGGGCAAAGGCCCUAAAACAAGUGGUUUGAGAUAUGGGAUUGGCUCGAGUCUAGGUAGGAGAGUGUUCUUUUGUAAAAUACUAUCUGAAAGUAAAUAUUCUUUCAUAUUUGUUGUGUAUUUUUCCCCCACCCACAUUAUGUCAAGCUGAAACAAGUUCGUGUACGAUACCCCAUUGUUGUGUUUUUCAUGUAAUUAGUAACCUCUUCUCUGAUUUACAAGGGGUGGACCACCAUUUGCAUGUACACGAAAAUGGCCAAGUCUUUCUCUGGUCUAUAUUUAACCUUAGGAACUACUGGGUUUUAAAUUUGGAGAUGAUGGACGCCGAAAUUACACAUAUCUGUCCAGUUUUCUCUUCAUUUUUUCCCGUUUGCUUCUUUUACUUUGUUAGGGUGAAUGACUGAUCAACGAUCAUAUUAAAGCAGAAAAGUAAAGAGAUUCACAGAUUUUAUUUUU
This is a messenger RNA of Durio zibethinus, 2537 nucleotides long. RefSeq lists its product as uncharacterized. NCBI's taxonomy places the organism in Eukaryota, Viridiplantae, Streptophyta, Magnoliopsida, Malvales, Malvaceae. The record is from RefSeq and is a predicted model, not a curated record. Gene Ontology annotation, molecular function: ATP binding; protein serine/threonine kinase activity. Gene Ontology annotation, biological process: protein phosphorylation.